This is a messenger RNA of Ipomoea nil (Japanese morning glory), 1935 nucleotides long. RefSeq lists its product as uncharacterized. NCBI's taxonomy places the organism in Eukaryota, Viridiplantae, Streptophyta, Magnoliopsida, Solanales, Convolvulaceae. The record is from RefSeq and is a predicted model, not a curated record. The transcript has a single exon. The coding region runs from base 1 to 1935 and encodes 644 amino acids.
AUGGAAGGAAGGACCAAGUCCCCUGGACGAACGUUGCUCACUGCCUUACCUUUCUCCUCCGAGAUCAUGUCUUACAAAGUACCCGGCGACUUCAAAUUCUCGGAACAGGCCACCUUUGACGGAUCCAGCGAUCCGCGAGAGCACCUUUUAAGUUAUCAGGCUAAAAUACAGGUUUUAGGAGUCCGAGACCCUGUCAUGUGUUGCGCUUUUCUACCGACACUAAAGGGGCCGGCGCAAAGAUGGUUGGUGGCUCUGUCCCAAGGAUCGAUACGAAACUUUGAAGAGCUGGCCGACCGCUUCAUGAGUCACUACGCGGCCAACAUCAAGCCGCAAAAGGAUCUGACUCAUCUCGGGGACAUUCAUCAAGAGGAAAGCGAAUCCCUCGAAACUUACUUGGCCCGGUGGCAAAAAGAGAUCCAGUCUAUCGAAGAAGUUGAGGACCAGACCGCCCUCACCUUCUUCAUCGAAUCUUUACGAUCCGGACAGCUGUAUCGUGACCUACGGGACAACCGGCCGGCCACCUUUGCGGAGGCCAUACAUAUGGCUAACAAGCGGGCUAACACGGAGCAGGCCAUGAAGCACAAGCGGCAGCGGGAGGUCGGAGGAUCUACUAAUGGAAAGAGAACCCGCGCAGAAACUAAAGAAAGACGCCCGGAACCGGCUAGGCGACCUGAAGCACGGCGCCCAUAUGAUAGGCCCAGCAUCCACCCUUAUAAGUCGACUCCCCCGCAUCCAGUACAGGAAGUACGAGCAGUCGCGCCUCCUCCGCCUCCCCCGAUCGAGGAGCAUACGACGAAUGAGGAUCCAUGUAAAAUGUCUAAAUAUUGCCGUUAUCAUAAAUCAUACACCCACAACACGGAAGAAUGUUAUUACCUCAAGAAGAUCAUGGAGGGGAUUAUCCAACAAGGGACCCCGCUUCCCAACCAAUGGCGACGAAGAUCGGCAGCCCGGGAAGACGGCGACUCUGCCGGAACAACCGAGGGUAGUCGCGGCAAGCAGCCGGCGACCGACGAAGACGAGGCCCAGUGGCGGCAGAAGCCGGUUACCAAUAUGAUAGUUGGCAGACCAGAGGAAGGCGACUCGGCGAAUACCAGGAAAGCCUGGGCCCGGCAAUUGUAUGUUGGGACCGUGUACGGACGAGAAGGUGGCUCGAAGAAAGUCUGUCGAGAGCCUAUUGUCUUCACUGACAAGGAUCUACCCACAGGGGAAACACCACACCGUGACGCACUGGUCAUCGCAAUGGACGUAAAUGGGGUAGUUGUUCGGCGAAUCCUGGUAGAAACCGGGAGCAGUGUCAACGUCUUGUACCUCGAGACUUUCACCAAGAUGGGUCUAACACGAGAACAAUUGAUCCCAGUUAAGACGCCCCUCGCCGGCUUCACGGGCGACUCGGUGAAGGCGGAAUGGUCAAUCACGUUGCCAGUAGAAAUCGACAGCUAUCCCGACGUACAAAAGCUGGACAUGAAAUUCAUUGUGGUCGACUUGACCUGUUCGCACAACGCAAUACUUGGUCGACUAGGCUUGGAAGAUCUGGUAGCAUUGAUCUCCAUUGAGCAUCUCUGCUUGAAGUUCCGCACGCCGAACGGGAUUGGCAUGGCCCGCUGUGACAGAAGAAUCACCCGUGAUUGCUAUUUACAAGCUUGUAGGGGCAUGGGGAAGCGUGAAAUGCAGGUCCACGAGAUCACAAAACGACCUCCAAAAAAGACAAUGAUACCCCGCCCAGAGCUGGCCGCCGAAUUGGAAGAUAUUGAAAUCAACCCCGAACGACCAGAAAGAAUAGUUCGAAUUGGAGUCGGUCUCCAAGAUGAGGUACGGGCAGAAGUCAUAAAGGUGCUUCGAGAGAACCGGCUAGUCUUUGCUUGGGAGCCGGAGGAUAUGCCGGGAAUUGACCGAUCUAUCAUCGCUCAUCGGCUCGCUGUCGACCCCGACCAUUGA